AUGACUUCAAUAAAAGUUGAAAAUCUGAGAAGAGACCCACUGUACACUGCUCAGCAAUAUCCAAAUUUUAUGAAAAGAAAAUCAUUGUUAAGAAAAACCUGAAACAAGCCAAGAUCUCUUAAUUGCUCUUUUGAUAUCAAUUCAGCCCCUUACCCAUCUCAAUCUGAAACACCGCAACAAUUGAUUAUUGAAAGCAACGGGAGAGUUAUAAAAAAGCCAAAUUUGCUGCUUGAUUAUCUAUGGGAGCAAUCUUCUGCUUAUGACGAUUCUAUUGACAGGCAAUCAAAGUUCAUGAAUUUAUUACCACCAGAUGCCAUGAUGACAAAUGGGAGUUAUCACCAAUCAGCUUUUCCUCGCUCACCUUUAAGUGGAGACUGAAUUGAUAGGAACUCAAAUCGACGCUAUAAAUGCCUGUCACCAAUAAAAACGAAAGUAAGAUCCAAAAAAAUAACUUCUGGUGAGGAUAUCAAAGGAAAAAGAUACUCCAAUUUGCAGCUAUUUUUGAACCAAGAAGAAGCAAAAGUUGUUUGCAAUAAGUGCGGAAACUCAAAGUGCCAAUGCAAAGUUAUAGACGAAGUCUGUGAAAAAAAUUCAGAAUUUCUUACUAAAAGAAUGAAAAAAUUCGAGGAAUUGAGAAAAGAAAUAAAGACAUCAAUUGUUUUGUAUAAUGUGCAGGCGCCAAUUAAAGAGGAAGAGAGGGCGCAAACGGUGUCUUUGAAAAAGAAAAUUGAUAAUUAUGCAAAAACAAGACACUUGUUUGAGACAGUGAAAAUCCCGCGAUAUGAAGAGGGAACUGUAUUUGGGACUACUUUGACACUCCAUAAGAAAAAUAAAAGCGAAAGCACCUAA
Molecule: messenger RNA, 849 nt
Organism: Blepharisma stoltei
Lineage: Eukaryota; Ciliophora; Heterotrichea; Heterotrichida; Blepharismidae
Source: the annotation of a GenBank genome assembly